AUGGAGCGGUGCGGCCGCCUCCUCCUGCUCCUGCCGCUGGUGCUGGGGCUGAGCGGGGCCCCGGCCCGGGCAGGUGCGCCCCCCGUGGAUGUGCUCCGGGCCCUGCGCUUCCCCUCCCUCCCUGAUGGUGUCCGGAGGGCGAGAGGCGUGUGUCCCGCUGACGUGGCCUACCGAGUGUCUCGACCUGCUCAGCUCAGCGCUCCCACCCGCCAGCUCUUCCCAGGAGGUUUUCCCAAAGAUUUCUCUCUGUUGGCUGUGGUCCGGACGCGCCCUGGCCUCCAGGCUCCCCUCCUGACGCUCUAUAGCGCCCAGGGCGUCCGGCAGCUGGGCCUGGAGCUCGGCCGGCCCAUCCGCUUCCUGUAUGAGGACCAGACUGGCCGGCCUCGGCCUCCAGCUCAGCCCGUCUUCAGAGGCCUCAACCUAGCAGAUGGCAAGUGGCACCGUGUGGGUGUGGCUGUGAAGGGCCAGUCUGUCACCCUCAUUGUUGACUGCAAGAAGCGAGUCACCCGGCCCCUCCCCCGAAGUGCUCGCCCGGUGCUGGACACCCAUGGCGUGGUCAUCUUUGGAGCCCGCAUCCUGGAUGAAGAAGUCUUUGAGGGUGACAUCCAAGAGCUUGUCAUUGCUCCGGGGGUGCAAGCUGCCUAUGGAUCCUGUGAACAGAAGGAGCUGGAGUGUGAGCGGGACUGGAGGGAGAGGCCUCAGAAACAACAGUCUCACCGAGCACAGAGGUCUCCAAAGCAGCCAUCAGCGAGACUUCACAGGCCCCAAAACCAGGAGCCCCAGAGACAGUACCCCACCCCAGGAGAAGAGGAAGGAAUCCUGGAGUCCAGCCCCUUGCCACCCCCUGAGGAGGCUGCCCAUGGACCCCGGGGGCUGAAGGGAGAGAAGGGGGAGCCUGCAGUUCUGGAACCUGGAAUGCUAGUGGAGGGGCCUCCUGGCCCAGAAGGCCCUGCGGGACUGACUGGUCCCCCUGGCAUCCAGGGCAACCCAGGCCCAGUCGGAGACCCUGGCGAGAGGGGUCCUCCCGGCCGGGCAGGGCUCCCUGGAUCAGAUGGGGCACCUGGCCCUCCCGGCACAUCCCUCAUGCUCCCGUUCCGGUUUGGCAGUGGCGGGGGUGACAAGGGCCCUGUGGUGGCCGCCCAGGAGGCUCAGGCCCAGGCGAUCCUGCAGCAGGCGCGGAUGGCGCUCCGUGGACCCCCUGGACCCAUGGGAUACACAGGUCGCCCUGGACCUUUGGGACAACCUGGGAGCCCUGGUCUGAAGGGAGAGUCUGGAGACCUCGGACCUCAGGGCCCCAGGGGACCUCAGGGCCUCACCGGGCCUCCCGGCAAGGCUGGGCGAAGGGGCCGGGCGGGUGCUGACGGAGCCCGAGGGAUGCCUGGAGAACCUGGCGUGAAGGGUGACCGAGGCUUCGAUGGGCUCCCAGGCCUUCCCGGCGAGAAGGGGCGCCGGGGCGAGACUGGUGCCCACGGCCUCCCCGGGCCCCCUGGCGAGGACGGAGAGCGGGGGGACGACGGGGAGAUCGGGCCUCGGGGGCUGCCUGGAGAGUCGGGGCCUCGAGGUCUCCUUGGCCCUAAAGGCCCGCCUGGUAUUCCUGGCCCCCCGGGUGUGCGCGGCAUGGACGGUCCCCACGGCCCCAAAGGGAGCUUGGGACCCCAAGGGGAGCCAGGGCCUCCCGGACAGCAGGGAACGCCUGGCACCCAGGGUCUCCCGGGGCCUCAGGGUGCGAUCGGCCCUCACGGCGAGAAGGGCCCCCUCGGGAAGCCAGGGCUCCCCGGCAUGCCUGGCUCCGAUGGACUCCCGGGCCACCCUGGGAAGGAAGGCCCCCCAGGAACCAAAGGAAACCAGGGCCCCUCUGGACCUCAGGGUCCUCUCGGGUACCCCGGACCCCGAGGUGUCAAGGGUGUGGACGGAAUUCGGGGCCUGAAGGGUCAUAAGGGUGAAAAGGGCGACGAUGGCUUUCCUGGGUUCAAAGGUGACAUGGGUGUGAAAGGUGACAGGGGCGAGGCUGGAGUCCCUGGUUCCAGAGGAGAGGAUGGUCCCGAGGGGCCGAAGGGCCGCACUGGGCCCACCGGAGACCCUGGGCCCACGGGGCUCGUGGGCGAGAAGGGCAAGCUGGGAGUUCCUGGUCUGCCUGGCUACCCUGGACGCCAGGGCCCCAAGGGGUCCCUCGGAUUUCCUGGCUUCCCCGGAGCUGGAGGAGAGAAGGGAGCCCGGGGCCUGUCCGGGAAGUCAGGGCCGCGGGGAGAGCGGGGCCCCACGGGUCCGCGGGGCCAGCGGGGGCCCCGGGGCGCCACUGGGAAGUCCGGAGCUAAGGGAACGUCGGGCGGCGACGGCCCCCACGGGCCGCCCGGAGAGAGGGGCCUCCCCGGCCCUCAGGGCCCCAACGGGUUUCCUGGCCCCAAAGGACCGCCGGGCCCCCCCGGGAAGGACGGGCUGCCGGGCCACCCGGGCCAGAGAGGAGAAGUGGGCUUCCAAGGCAAGACCGGCCCGCCUGGGCCCCCGGGGGUGGUGGGCCCGCAGGGACCACCUGGCCCUCCAGGACCUCGAGGCCCCGCUGGACCCAACGGAGCUGAUGGUCCUCAAGGCCCCCCCGGAGGCGUGGGGAACCUGGGCCCCCCGGGAGAGAAGGGGGAGCCAGGAGAUUCAGGAUCCCCCGGGGUCCAGGGGGAGCCAGGCGCCAAGGGCCCUCGCGGGGAGCGCGGGGAGAAGGGCGAGUCCGGGCAGCCGGGAGAGGCCGGGCCACCCGGGCCCAAAGGCCCCACCGGGGACGACGGCCCCAAGGGGAACCCGGGCCCUGUCGGCUUUCCCGGUGACCCUGGCCCUCCCGGAGAAGGUGGCCCUCGCGGCCAGGAUGGGGCGAAGGGUGACCGCGGAGAGGACGGCGAGCAGGGGCAGCCGGGGUCCCCUGGUCCCACUGGGGAGAAUGGACCCCCCGGGCCACUCGGAAAGCGGGGCCCUGCCGGCACGCCUGGUCCCGAGGGGCGCCAAGGAGAGAAGGGAGCCAAGGGGGAUCCGGGCGCGGUGGGGGCCCCGGGGAAGACGGGCCCCGUGGGUCCCGCAGGCCCAGCAGGAAAGCCCGGUCCCGAUGGCCUGAGGGGGCUCCCGGGCUCAGUGGGCCAGCAAGGUCGUCCUGGGGCCACGGGCCAGGCUGGGCCCCCGGGUCCUGUGGGCCCCCCGGGGCUCCCUGGCCUCCGCGGUGAUGCUGGGGCCAAAGGAGAGAAGGGCCACCCAGGUCUCAUCGGGCUGAUCGGGCCCCCUGGGGAGCAGGGGGAGAAGGGGGACCGGGGGCUCCCUGGCCCGCAGGGCUCCGCCGGACAGAAGGGGGAGACGGGCAUCCCCGGAGCCUCUGGCCCCAUCGGUCCCGGAGGUCCCCCUGGCCUCACUGGACCCGCCGGCCCCAAAGGCGCCAAAGGAGCCACAGGCCCAGCAGGACCCAAGGGGGAGAAGGGCGUCCAGGGCCCUCCGGGACACCCGGGCCCCCCAGGCGAGGUGAUCCAGCCCCUGCCCAUCCAGAUGCCCAAGAAGACUCGGCGCUCCGUGGACGGCAGCCGCCUGAUGCAAGAAGACGCGGCCGAGCCGACCGGGGGCGCGCCGGGCAGCCCCGCGGGGCUGGAGGAGGUCCUCGGCUCCCUGGACUCCCUGCGGGAGGAGAUCGAGCAGAUGAGGCGGCCGACAGGCACCCAGGACAGCCCUGGCCGCACCUGCCAGGACCUGAAGCUCUGCCACCCAGAGCUGCCCGAUGGAGAGUACUGGGUGGACCCUAACCAGGGCUGCGCCCGCGAUGCCUUCCGGGUGUUCUGCAACUUCACGGCGGGCGGGGAGACGUGCGUGCAGCCGCGGGACGAUGUCACUCAGUUCUCCUACGUGGACUCGGAGGGCUCCCCCGUGGGCGUGGUCCAGCUCACCUUCCUGCGGCUGCUCAGCGUCUCCGCCCACCAGGACAUCUCGUACCCGUGCUCCGGGCCGGCCCGCGACGGCCCCCUGAAGCUCCGGGGGGCCAACGAGGACGAGCUGAGCCCUGACACCAGCCCCUACGUCAAGGAGUUCACGGGCGGCUGUCAGACACAGCAAGGCCGGACGGUGCUGGAGGUGCGGACCCCUGUUCUGGAGCAGCUGCCCGUGCUGGACGCCUCCUUCUCGGACCGGGGGGCCCCCCCGCGGCGGGGCGGGGUGCUGCUGGGGCCUGUCUGCUUCAUGGGCUAG
Pipistrellus nathusii (Nathusius's pipistrelle) is the source of this 4206-nucleotide messenger RNA. NCBI's taxonomy places the organism in Eukaryota, Metazoa, Chordata, Mammalia, Chiroptera, Vespertilionidae. The record is from the annotation of a GenBank genome assembly.